Molecule: messenger RNA, 2999 nt
Organism: Xenopus tropicalis (tropical clawed frog)
Lineage: Eukaryota; Metazoa; Chordata; Amphibia; Anura; Pipidae
Gene: has1
Product: hyaluronan synthase 1
Exons: 4
Coding region: 21-1799 (592 amino acids)
Biological process (GO): hyaluronan biosynthetic process
Cellular component (GO): membrane
Molecular function (GO): hyaluronan synthase activity
Source: RefSeq, a predicted model, not a curated record
AAUUAAGAAAAGCCACUGCAAUGAAAGAAGAACAGUUAUGGCUCGGGGUUGUGCGCAGGAUAUUAACCUUUGGAUUUGCCUGCUUGGUGUUGACUGGAGUGACUUGGGCUUUUGCCGACAGCAUUCCUUUAGUUACGGACGAGUUUCGUAUCUUGGCCUUCGGCAUUUAUGGAGCAUUUCUUAGCGUCCAUCUUGUGAUUCAGAGCUUAUUUGCCUUCUUGGAACACAGGAAGAUGAAACGAGAUGAUAACAUCUGCACUUACACCAAAAUGGUGGCCCUGACCAUAUCAGCCUUCCAGGAAGACCCGGUCUAUCUACGAGAAUGUCUGGAGUCCGUCAAAAACACUCACUAUCCACCGGACAAGCUGAAAGUCAUCAUGGUCAUUGACGGUAACAGCCCUGAAGACCAAUACAUGAUGGACAUGUUCAAAGAGGUGUUUGCCGGGGAGGAUAUAGGAACAAUCUGCUGGCAGAACAACUACCAUUCUUGGAAGCCAGAAAACGCUGCAAAGAGCCCGGAAACUGCCCAACAGGAUGAAAACGAUACCAUAGCCAGAAGCCAGCAGGAACAGUCCGAUGAUCUGCCAGAGACCACUAUCGACGCGGACUAUGAGAUCGAGGUUGAGGAUCCCGAGCUUGGCGAGGUUGAGCAUCUGAUCAAAUCCAAGCGAUGUGUCUGCAUUAUGCAGAAAUGGGGGGGAAAGAGAGAAGUCAUGUACACGGCUUUCAAAGCCCUCGGGGAGUCAGUGGAUUAUGUUCAGGUUUGUGACUCAGACACCAAGCUGGACCCACUGGCGACACUUGAGCUUGUUAAAGUCCUAGAAUCUAAUGACCGUUAUGGAGCAGUGGGAGGUGACGUGAGGAUCUUGAAUCUAGAAGAAUCCUACAUCAGCUUUAUGAGCAGCCUCAGAUACUGGAUUGCUUUUAAUGUGGAGAGAGCCUGCCAGUCCUACUUUGACUGUGUUUCCUGUAUCAGUGGACCACUUGGUCUUUAUCGAAAUGACCUUCUCCAAACUUUCCUUGAGUCGUGGUACAAUCAGAAGUUUUUGGGGACUCACUGCACUUUUGGAGAUGACCGCCACCUAACUAAUCGAAUGUUGAGCAUUGGUUACGCGACUAAGUACACCGCACGUUCCAAGUGCUUUUCGGAAACCCCUGCACAGUUCCUGCGCUGGUUGAACCAACAGACCCGCUGGACCAAGUCCUACUUCAGAGAGUGGCUCUACAACUCCUUGUGGUGGCACAAGCACCAUCUCUGGAUGACCUACGAGUCGGUCAUUGCAGGCAUUUUCCCGUUUUUCGUCACUGCCACUGUGGUGCGGCUAUUCUUCAGCUGCCAUCUGUGGGACAUAGUGUGGGUCCUGAUCUGCGUCCAGCUCAUUGCUACAGUCAAAGCCCUUUAUGCCUGCCUGCUCAGGGGCAACCCCAUUAUGAUAUUUAUGUCCCUUUAUGCCAUCUUGUACAUGGGUGGGCUCCUACCUUCAAAGUACUUUGCCCUAAUUACCAUGAACAAGAGCAGCUGGGGCACCUCAGGGAGGAAGAAGAUUGUGGGAAAUUACAUACCCCUCCUUCCGUUAUCUAUUUGGGGGGCUAUCCUCUUUACAGGGAUUCUUUACACAAUCGUUAUGAUGUCACUAUGCACUUCCUGUAGACUUAUCGAGGCAGAGAAACGGUACCUGAUCUACGGCUCAGCUUUCUACCUCGGCUAUUGGGCAUUGAUGUUCCUUCUCUACUGGUUGUGGGUCAAACGCACCUGUAGGAGGAGGACAGACGAUUAUGACCUUCAGGGAUAUACAUAAACAUAGAACAACGAUGCUAAAUUCUACAGACUGAGCAUCCUCAAGUCUGCACUGAUAGCCUGUGGGGCGAGAGUCCUGCGCGGAACCAAUUUUUGAGACCUGGACCCAACGGCCAGCAACCUGCAACCUGAUCUGCGACUCACUGACCGCCAUGAAACAGGAAGUGCUGUUGCUGACAUCAUCGGAAGUGGGCGGGGGUAGAAAAAAUGCUUAAAAAUGGUAAAAAGUGGUAAAAUAUAGGUAAUAAAAUACAAGGAAUAUGGAUAAGAUCCACAACCUGACCUGCAGACCCGCAUUUGAAAAUACUACAUGCAGGGUACCUUGCGGGUAACCCAAGGGUACCCAACCCAACAGCAGAACUUCCUACCAUACCGCCCAACAUUUGAAAAAUGGAAAGUGGGACAAAACUGUAUUUUGACCACGCCCAUUUUGUGACCACACCCCCUAGAUACCACUCCCAUUUUACUAAAUUUGGUUAUUUAAAGUUUGAACACAUAUCUGGGGGUUUUGGGGCCUUGUUUUAGUGAACUUGCCCUUAAGAUGCAAGUCUCAGUUCCCCCAAGAGACCUGUUUAGCUUAUUAGUUACAGUUGUAUCUCAGUGCAGGGGUUGAGUAUUCUGGGGUCUACUUAUCUAAUUAAGUUUGAGAAACUUUGUAUCAUUUUUGGCAUUCAGCGCAGGAGAUCAAAGGCAGUUUUCAAUAAGAAUCUGGGACUGCGGGUUGAGCUGUUAAAAUCGUGACAAUCGGGACAGUUGGGAGGAAUGCUCUACUUGGGACUGAUGCAAAAAGGCCCAGAUCCCAAUAUCCCUGGACCCCCUGUCACAAAAUUGGGGCUCUUUGAGAAUAAAUGUAACAACAGCCAAUAGGCCAGGUUAUAUUUUUACCAACAGUUAGUUAUUUAUUGUAUAUACUGUACAUUUGCAAUGUUCAUCCUAUGGCACUGACCAGCAGAAAUCCGAGGCAUUUCCAGCAACGGGUUCCCGUAUUGGAGCAUCUCAAUGAUGAAUGCUGCUAGAGAACGUCUUUUUUUUUUUACUACUGCACUUAGAUUGACACUGAUAAUGCUUCUCGUACUGAUUGGCUGACGUAAAUGGAUGAACUUGUAAAAGUGACAUAUACGGUGUUUGUGUUAUUUAUUCAGGACUCAUGGGUAAGUGUUCCGAGUUGCACACGAGCAAAGAAACAUGAGCGCGACUUUGU